CAGUGAAUGCUCUCAUCGUAGGACACUCACCCGAGAGCAAAGACACGGAGGAAACUGAUGAACCAUUUCUCGGGACAGCAGUUUCCUCCCCACUUUUGCCAGCGUUGUCGACGCACGUGAUGCGACAGCUUCGCAGGCAGCGUCCGCCGCUGCUCCAGUAGAGCACCUGUCUCGGUGGGGCAGCACAAGUGCAGGAACGCGCAGGAUGGAAAGAGAGCGCACUCUUCUCGCACUUACACUUUGAAAGAAGUCAUUUUUGACACACACAAAGAAAGAAAAAUCAAAGAGCGGGGCGAGUUGUACGGCUGGCUGGGAAGGGCAUAUGUUGGGGGGCUGUGUUUCUCUGCGCGCGUGAGUGAGGGAGAAGCACCUGGUGACAGCCCGCGCGAGGAUAUGGGGGGAGGCUCGCUGACCUCUGCUGCAUCCCGCGUGCUUGCGUGCAUUUCGCCCGCGAGAGGAUAGCCGUGUCCCGUGGAGGAUGCCGAACAGGCUGAAGACGCAGUCCUGAAGAUUGAUGGAGGGUCAUGCCAUUCAAACAGCAGGCGUUGCUGAGACAGAAGCUCUUCCUGCUGGGCAGCCUCGCCAUCGGGAGUCUCCUCUAUCUAGUCGCCAGAGUUGGGAGCUUGGAUAGGCUGCAGCCUAUCUGCCCCAUGGAGAGCAGGCUGGCCCCCGCCCUGGGCGAGCAGUUCCCCCUGCGGACGCUGCAGUACAAGCGGGGCGUCCUGCACGAGCUGCGCAAGGGCAACGCCACCAAGGAGCAGAUGCGUCUGCACAGCCUGGUGCAGCAGCUGCCCCGCGCCAUCAUCAUCGGGGUGCGCAAGGGGGGCACCCGCGCCCUGCUCGAGAUGCUCAACCUGCACCCGGCCGUGGUCAAGGCCUCGCAGGAGAUACACUUCUUCGACAACGACCAGAACUACGCCCGGGGCAUCGACUGGUACCGCGGGAAGAUGCCCUUCUCCUUCCCCCACCAGAUCACCAUCGAGAAGAGCCCCGCCUACUUCAUCACGGAGGAGGUGCCCGAGCGCAUCUUCAAAAUGAACUCCUCCAUCAAGCUCCUGGUCAUCGUGCGGGAGCCCAUCACGCGGGCGGUGUCUGACUACACGCAGGUCCUGGAGGGCAAGGAGCGCAAGAACAAGACCUACCACAAGUUCGAGAAGCUGGCCAUCGACGCCAACACCUGCGAGGUCAACACCAAGUACAAGGCGGUACGGACCAGCAUUUACACCAAACACCUGGAGCGCUGGCUCAAGUACUUCCCCGUGGAGCAGUUCCACAUCGUGGACGGAGACAGGCUCAUCUCGGACCCGCUGCCAGAGCUGCAGCUGGUGGAGCGCUUCCUCAACCUCCCAUCCCGGAUCAGCCAGUACAACCUGUACUUCAACGCCACGCGCGGCUUCUACUGCCUGCGCUUCAACAUCGUCUUCAACAAGUGCCUGGCGGGCAGCAAGGGCCGUAUCCACCCGGAGGUGGACCCUGCCGUCGUGGCCAAACUGCGCCGGUUCUUCCACCCCUUCAACCAGAAGUUCUACCAGAUCACCGGGAGGACAUUCAACUGGCCGUGAAAGGAAG
Megalops cyprinoides (Indo-Pacific tarpon) is the source of this 1569-nucleotide messenger RNA. RefSeq names its product heparan sulfate glucosamine 3-O-sulfotransferase 5. Gene Ontology annotation, molecular function: [heparan sulfate]-glucosamine 3-sulfotransferase activity. The transcript has 3 exons. The record is from RefSeq and is a predicted model, not a curated record. NCBI's taxonomy places the organism in Eukaryota, Metazoa, Chordata, Actinopteri, Elopiformes, Megalopidae. Bases 525 to 1562 code for a protein of 345 amino acids.